Molecule: messenger RNA, 903 nt
Organism: Penaeus monodon (black tiger shrimp)
Lineage: Eukaryota; Metazoa; Arthropoda; Malacostraca; Decapoda; Penaeidae
Product: cytochrome c oxidase subunit 7A, mitochondrial-like
Biological process (GO): regulation of oxidative phosphorylation; mitochondrial respirasome assembly; mitochondrial electron transport, cytochrome c to oxygen
Source: RefSeq, a predicted model, not a curated record
CAGCUGCCCAACAACCUGCCGGUGCACGUGCGGGGGGGCACCGUGGACAACGUUCUUUACGCCGUCACCGCCAUCGUCUGCGCCGUCGGGCUGGCCGAGUGCUUCAGGGUCUACUACGUGCUGUCGUACCCGCAGACACCCGAGGGAGAGGAGUAGAAAGAGGGAGAGGGAGAGGGAGAAGGAGAGGGAGACUGAGGUAGAAGGAAGGGAGUAGAAAGAGAGGAACGGAAAGGGAGGGGGAGGGAGGGAGAAAAAUAGGAAGGGAGAAGAAAGGGAGGAACGGAAAGGGAGAGGGAAGGAGGGAGAAAAAUAGGAAGGGAGUGAGAGAGGGAGAGGGAGAAGGAGAGAAAUAUAAUGGGAGAGAGGGGGAGGAAGAGGACGUUGGAGAUAGAUGGAAGGGUGAAGGAGGCCGAGGAAGAGUAGAAAGGGAAAGAGGCAGAGAGAGAAGUAAGAAAGGAGUGAGAUAGAGGGAGAGGAGAGAGGGAGGGAAGGAGCAAGUAUGAAGGAGGUAGACUAGAGAGGUAGCAGGAGAGACCAGGGAAGAGGGAGAAUAGGAAAACGAAUGGAAACAAAAGGAAUAGAGAGAGAAUGAAGGAGAGUGAAGUUAGAGAGAGGGAGAGAGAGAGAGAGAGGAAGGGGGAGAUAGAAGAGGAGAGGAGAAGGUACAAGAGUGGGAAGAAUAAGUGUAGAACAGGAAGGAAAAUGAACUAGAAAGAGUAACAGGAAGAGGAAGAGAAAAAAAACAAUAAAGCAGUAGAGAAGAAGAAGAGGAAAGAUUUAUUAUGUAUAUAGUGGAUUCUAAUAUAUUCAAAAAUAGAAAAAAUAGAGGGACUUUCAUUAUCACCACUGUUAGUAUUAGCACUUUUGUGUUAAAUGCUGUAAUAAAUGUGUGAUCAGUGUUAA